AGCCAUUCCGGCAUAACCAUCUUCUAUCUUCUCUUUGCUUUGCCAUUUGUCUCUUCGUUUUUUCAAAGACAACGUUUGAUUUUGUUCGGUUUUUAUUUCUUCUUCAAACAGAAAAACAAAAAAAUUACGUUGUUUUCAAAUACGUUUGUAGUAAUUAGUUUUGUUUUCCAAAUACAAAAACAUAAACUCGUAGUCUUGUUUCUUGUUUUUGUGGUUUUUUGGGAUUUAUAUAUUCUUGAAUCCGCCACCCUCCGACGCCAGCGCCGCCCUGAAAUGGCCACGAGAGGUUUAGUUUUAUAUUUGUUGGUGUCCUUCUCGGCGGCUGUUCUGUCGGCUAAUUUUCUUAUACCGGACUAUUCAAAUAUUCAGAAAUCAUCAAAUUCUACUUUUCUCAGUUCUUCUAAUGUCUCCGCCACUGAAAGAGUUUGGCCUGAAUUGGAAUUCAGUUGGAGAAUUGUAUUGGCUACAAUUAUAGGAUUUUUGGGUUCAGCAUGUGGGACUGUUGGUGGAGUUGGAGGUGGAGGAAUUUUUGUUCCUAUGCUUAAUUUGAUUGUUGGAUUUGAUACUAAAUCCUCUGCUGCUCUUUCUAAAUGUAUGAUAAUGGGUGCAUCAGCAUCAUCAGUUUGGUAUAAUUUGAGAGUGCCACAUCCAACAAAAGAAGUGCCAAUUCUUGAUUAUGAUUUGGCUUUGCUUUUUCAACCUAUGCUUAUGCUUGGUAUCACCAUUGGUGUUUCCUUGAGUGUUGUUUUUCCUUACUGGCUAAUUACUGUGCUUAUUAUCAUACUCUUUAUAGGAACUUCUUCUAGGUCUGCCUUUAGGGGAAUUGAAAUGUGGAAAGAAGAGACAAUCUUCAAUAAAGAAUGGGCAGAGCAACGGAGAACUCUGGUUAACUCACGUGGCGAACUUUUAAUUGAUACAGAGUAUGAGCCAUUGGUACCUAGAGAAGAGAAGUCAGAAAUGCAAGUAGUGUGCUUCAACCUAAGGUGGAAAAGGCUUUUGGUGCUUCUAUUUGUUUGGUCAUUUUUCCUUCUUCUUCAAAUUGCCAAGAAUGAUGUGGCAGCUUGCAGUACAUGGUAUUGGGUGCUCUUUUGUUUACAGUUUCCUGUAGCAUUUGUGUUAUUCGGCUAUGAAGCAGUGAAAUUAUACAGAGAACAUACAAAGAGAAUGAGCACGGGCAACACCGAAUCAAUCUGCGAGGCUUCAAUUGCAUGGACCCCGUUGCACCUUACGUUCUGUGCACUCUGUGGUAUCUUGGGAGGAACAGUCGGUGGUCUACUCGGUUCCGGUGGUGGUUUCAUUCUCGGCCCUCUUCUCCUCGAGAUUGGUGUCAUCCCUCAGGUAGCAAGUGCAACAGCAACAUUUGUAAUGAUGUUUUCAUCAUCAUUGUCUGUGGUGGAAUUUUAUCUGCUAAACAGAUUCCCUAUUCCUUAUGCAUUGUACCUCACAGGAGUGUCAGUAUUAGCUGGCUUCUGGGGACAAUUUUUUGUAAGGAAGCUAAUUGCAAUUCUCAGAAGAGCAUCACUUAUUGUAUUCAUCCUCUCUGGUGUCAUUUUUGCCAGUGCUCUCACCAUGGGUGUGGUUGGCACAAUGAAGAGCAUAAAAAUGAUAAACAAUCAUGAAUUUAUGGGAUUCUUAGGUUUCUGCAGCAGCCAAUGAUCAUUGACACUGCAAUUUUUUCAAGUAGAAAAUUAGGUGGAGGAAAUCAGCAAGUGCAAAAAAAAAGAGAUUGUAAUGGAUUGUUGGUCAAUAUCUAGUUGACUCACUUUCAUUGCAACAAUUAAAAGGGUAUGAUAGUCAUUUGUUAUGUGUAUCAAUUUGAUGAGUGUUGGCUACAAAUUUUUAGAGAUUUAUUUCUUGAUGAGUGUUAGCUACUGGCUGACACCAUUGCAACAUUUAUAUUGUAAGGAAUUACUUUUUUUAUUUGCAACAAUUGUAGCAUUUUUAGUA
This is a messenger RNA of Mercurialis annua (annual mercury), 1947 nucleotides long. RefSeq names its product sulfite exporter TauE/SafE family protein 4. Lineage: Eukaryota; Viridiplantae; Streptophyta; Magnoliopsida; Malpighiales; Euphorbiaceae. The record is from RefSeq and is a predicted model, not a curated record. Gene Ontology annotation, biological process: protein ubiquitination. The coding region runs from base 274 to 1656 and encodes 460 amino acids. Gene Ontology annotation, cellular component: membrane; Cul4A-RING E3 ubiquitin ligase complex. The transcript is spliced from 12 exons.